AUGCGCUCCGCUGCGCUGCGCUGCGCUACGUCUACGCCGCGUACUGCAAAAAUUGAUGCAUUGAAGUCCCCGAUUCGACGGGUGACGGGUGGGGUGUGGGGGAUGGGGGAUGGGUGGAACUCGCGCAGUAAAGAGCGUGGAUUUCAUAGGACGGCAUUCUUGAAACGGAAGGCUGGGAAGAGAGAAACAUUUCAGGCAAUGGGCAUCAACGAGCCUUGGAAGCGAGGUCGCGGCUGA
Molecule: messenger RNA, 237 nt
Organism: Histoplasma mississippiense
Lineage: Eukaryota; Fungi; Ascomycota; Eurotiomycetes; Onygenales; Ajellomycetaceae
Exons: 1
Coding region: 1-237 (78 amino acids)
Source: RefSeq, a predicted model, not a curated record